AUGGCACAUCUCUGGACCAGCUGCGUUUCGAACGCCAGUCGAACGCAUUUUUCAAUCACGCAGGCGAUUGUCCUGGGAGUGGUUUCUGGAGCUUUGACGGCAUUCGUGAUGCACUCUUUUCAAGAAUCCCCCAAGCCCACUCCAGAUCAGCCGAAAUCUCGAACCAAACGGUCCACGGUCAAUCCGGUUCAUGACGAAAGCUUGAUAACUGAGCAACUGGCCCGUAACUUGGCUUUUCUUGGACCCCAGGGAAAUCAAGACGUGCGAAACGCUUUUGUGAUCAUCGUUGGUCUCGGCGGUGUCGGUAGUGCCGCUGCAACUUCCCUGGUUCGUAGUGGAGUAGGAAGAAUUCGGUUAAUCGAUUUUGAUCAAGUCACUUUAUCCUCAUUAAAUAGGCAUGCAACAGCUACCCGGGAAGAUGUGGGAGUUGCAAAAGUAGUAUCAUGUAAAAACUUUUAUCAGAAAAUUGCACCCUGGCUGAAGAUAGACGCUCUUGUUGAGCAAUUUACAUUAUCGGAUGCGCCGAGGUUGUUGGAAGGAAAUCCAGAUUGGGUGUUAGAUUGCAUAGAUAACAUCACUACGAAAGUAGAUCUCUUGACCUAUUGUAAAAAGAAUGAUUUAAAAGUCUUGUCCGCCCUAGGCGCGGCCUCCAAAGCCGACCCGUCACGUAUUCAGAUAGCGGACAUAUCUAUGACAUUUGAAGAUCCAUUGGCACGUUCUGUGAGAAGAAGGCUGAGGCAAAAUGGGAUUAUUAGCGGUGUCCCAGUUGUGUACUCCACCGAGAAGCCUAACGAAAAUGUCAGACUACUUCCUUUACCUGAGGACGAAUUUCAAAAAGGAAAUGUAGGCGAACUUUCAGCCCUGGCGGACUUUCGUGUGCGCAUCCUUCCAGUUUUAGGACCUUUGCCAUCAAUGUUUGGACAAGCAAUGGCUGCCCAUGCCAUCACCCAGUUGGCAAAUUUUCCAACCCAACCCCUUCCAAUCAAAAACCGAACAAAGGUUUACCAUAGAAUAUUCAACGAUCUAUUAGCCAGAGAAUUUCGAUUGUGUGGCGCGACGACGAUCCCAUUCAGUGACGAAGAUAUCGGAUAUAUAUUCGAGGAUCUUUUUAGAGGUCGAUCGGUCGUCCAUCCAACUCUCAAAGUUAGCUCCCAUCCUUGCAUGGUGAGAUGGACCAUGAACGAAGAGUUACACUGGACCAACUGCGUCGUCAUGGAUCGCGCAGAAGCUGACGCUCAUCAACAAAAAGUUCUAGUUGAUCGACAAGAUCCCAUGGUAGUUUGGGGCCCCGAAACUGUUAAUUUGGUCCAAGCUAGGUUUUCUGAAGAACUUCAAAUGCGCAAAUGGAAAUAA
Puccinia triticina is the source of this 1353-nucleotide messenger RNA. RefSeq lists its product as uncharacterized. NCBI's taxonomy places the organism in Eukaryota, Fungi, Basidiomycota, Pucciniomycetes, Pucciniales, Pucciniaceae. The coding region runs from base 1 to 1353 and encodes 450 amino acids. Gene Ontology annotation, molecular function: tRNA threonylcarbamoyladenosine dehydratase activity; ubiquitin-like modifier activating enzyme activity. The transcript has 8 exons. The record is from RefSeq and is a predicted model, not a curated record. Gene Ontology annotation, biological process: cyclic threonylcarbamoyladenosine biosynthetic process. Gene Ontology annotation, cellular component: mitochondrial outer membrane.